AUCGGUUUUUUUGAAUCAUUUCUCGCGUUUCCCGCGAUUCUCGCCGUCAAAACAACAUUUUUAUCACAUUGUGCAAAAAAAAUUUGAUUGAUCAUUUUUGAACUUGUUUCAUCAGAAUAUUCCCAGCCUUUCUAAUAGUUUGAAUAGUUAUAAAUAUGAAUUAUUCGUGAUCACUACUCGCUGUUUGAUCCACGAAACAGGAGAAAUGUACAGACAAUGUAUAACUCGAAUUGUGUUUCCUCAAAAAAAGUUACGAAAGUGCAAAUUUCAGGUAGAUUUCUUCAGAAAAUAUGCGCUGAUUUCCGGUUCGUCUGCGCCGAGUAAUCUUGAAAUAACUAAUUUAUCUCCCGACGUAUCGGUACCAUUGAUCAAACGAACUCUCGAAAAAAAUGGAUGUAGUUACGAAGAUGGAUAUGCCUGUAUCACAACGAAAUGUGUUAAUUGUCGUAAAGAUAAAAGUGGCACUUUGUACAUUAAUAAAGUUACCGGAUUCUUCAUGUGCUUGGACUGUCAAGAUCGUGGAAAUUGGGAAUUCUUUGCAGGAAAAAUAACAACCCCUUCAGAUAAAGACAAGACUACAGCUUCGGAUACAAAAGGACCUAAGAAGAAGGCUAAAAAGUCAGCAGAACCUCCAAGCGAGGGUACAACGAAAUGGAAUGAACUUCUACUAAAUUGCAAAAGUAUCGUUGCUCUGAACGAGGAACAACUUCAAGAUAUUUUUUCCUCUUUUAAAUUAGGAAAUUUCAACCCCGAUAUCCUCCGGGAGCUCAAUGCUCUUAUAGACGAAACCAGUAAAAAUCUAUACUUUCCUUUAACCUGUGGUAACAAAAAUAUCGUCGGAGUGAAGCAGUUGACGCUAAAAAAUGAUGAACAUUGUUUCCCUGCUAAAGGCUGCAUGGGUAUAAUAAAGUAUAUUCCAUCGAAAGUGCGAAAAAAAUGUGAUUCUGCUGUUGUAGUGCUGGGUCUCAAAGAUAUCAUAGCUUUAUCUGCCUUGAGACCCAACAUGCAUAUAAUUUAUCUACCUCAUGGAACUGUGAUGUUACCUCAAGAAAUCCUCCCUUUAUUAGAACAGUACAAAAAAUUAAUCUUAUGGUUUGGAAAUGAUGCUGUGAAUUUGGACGCUGCGCGUAUGUUUUCUAAAAAACUCGGAGAACAGAGAUGUUUUUUAAUUCGAAAAGCAGACCUACGACCUCAUAAAUACAUCAAAUCGAGGCGAAGUGAAAUAGACAUUGGUGAAAUCUUAAGCUCAGCUCAACCGAUGGCUCAUCAAAGUAUUACAACCUUUUCAAAUUUACGAGAAGAUAUUUGGUCGGAAUUGACGAACGUUGAUAAAGCUCAAGGUAUUAAAUGGCAACGUUUCCCAUUACUGAAUGAAUAUGUGAGAGGUCACCGGAGAGGCGAACUUACCAUCUUGACUGGUCCAACUGGUUGCGGAAAAACAACAUUUCUCAGUGAAUAUUCUCUCGACUUGGCUCUUCAAGGAGUGUCAACAUUAUGGGGCAGUUUUGAAAUCCGUAAUCAAAGAUUAGCCUUGACAAUGCUACAACAAAUGGUUUUCUCACCUUUAACCGAGAACUUGGAACAUUUCAACACUUGGGCUAACGAAUUCGAAAAGUUACCUAUUUAUUUUCUCAAGUUCCACGGACCUCAGCCGGUGAAAAAAGUCAUGGAUGUAGUCGAACACGCAACCUACGUCCACGAUAUUCAGCAUCUAGUCAUAGAUAAUUUACAAUUCAUGAUGGGCUUGUCACCUGGAAGUGAAAGAUUCAUGGACCGAUUUUAUAAACAAGAUUUAGUCAUAGGUGCAUUUCGAACUUUCGCUACGCAGUUCAAUUGCCACGUUACUUUAAUUAUUCAUCCGAGAAAAGAAAAAGAAACCGAUGAAUUAAGCAUUAGUUCGAUUUUUGGCGGUGCCAAAGCUUCCCAAGAGGCUGAUAAUAUUUUCAUCAUUCAAAAAAAGAUGCUGCAAUCGUUGCAAGUUAAAAAAUACUUACAAAUUGUUAAAAAUCGAUAUUCCGGUGAGUUGGGAUUAAUGCCUUUGAAUUUCCAUAAGGCCAGUUUGAGUUUUGCGGCGAAAAAUGUCAAAGAAAAAGAAAAAUCGGAGUGAUUUAUGUACGUAGAUGAUUAAUAUAUUGUAUUGUGAUUUUUUUUCAGUGUAUCAAAAUGUGAUAAUUUAUAGUUUCUAUUGAGAUAUUCACGGAUAUAUCGUGAAAAUUGUAAUUUAUAUCGAUCGUGUUCUAUUUAUAUUUAAUUUUUUGUAUUUAUUGUAGGUCUAAUUAAAUUUUGUUGAAGCA
Planococcus citri (citrus mealybug) is the source of this 2294-nucleotide messenger RNA. RefSeq names its product mitochondrial DNA helicase (gene mtDNA-helicase). Gene Ontology annotation, cellular component: mitochondrion. Gene Ontology annotation, biological process: mitochondrial DNA replication. Gene Ontology annotation, molecular function: ATP binding; single-stranded DNA binding; 5'-3' DNA helicase activity. The record is from RefSeq and is a predicted model, not a curated record. NCBI's taxonomy places the organism in Eukaryota, Metazoa, Arthropoda, Insecta, Hemiptera, Pseudococcidae. The coding region runs from base 206 to 2107 and encodes 633 amino acids. The transcript is spliced from 9 exons.